Messenger RNA from Medioppia subpectinata, 921 nucleotides. Lineage: Eukaryota; Metazoa; Arthropoda; Arachnida; Sarcoptiformes; Oppiidae. The record is from the annotation of a GenBank genome assembly.
AACUAAUGCUUACUAAAUGUGUAUACAGUACAUGAGUACAAUUUGAGAGUAGUUUACAAUUAUUAUUGUUUUUAUUUCGUACAGUAAUUAAUGAAUUAUAGAUUCAUAAUUAAACGACCAUUAUAUUGUUUACAAUUAGUGAGCGCAAUGAGCUGGUUCAAACAACGGGAAAACACCGACACAGAAUCGUACCAUGAUGAUAAAACGCGAUAUCUGUCGAUGUCAUUGCGUGACAAACGGAAACAAUACAAUUGUGGCCACAAUUACAGCACAUUGUCUGACAUCCAGACGUGGGGCCAAUUCGCCCGAACACGACCUCAAAGGCCAGAGUUUCGGGUAAACCACGAGUUGAACGAAAAGGUGUCGAUAUUUGUCGGCGACAUCACAGCCAUAGAAGUGGACGCCAUUGUAAAUGCUGCCGACAACGAGCUCACUGGGGGUGGAGGGGUGGACGCCGUUAUACACAACGCCGCCGGUAAACACAUGUUACGGUUGGAGUGCCGGACACUUAACAGCUGUCCCACCGGCACCAGCAAAAUCACCGGCGGCUAUAAACUGCCGGCAAAGUACAUAAUUCAUACGGUGGGACCGAAGGGUCAACAACCGGAUCAGUUACGCGACGCAUACCAGAGCGCACUGGACCUGAUGAGCGAAAGACAGCUGAAGUCCAUAGCGUUUCCCUGUAUAUCGACCGGUGUUUACGGCUAUCCCAACGAAGAGGCGGCAAACGUGGCCCUCAGGACUGUCCGCCUAUGGCUGGAGUCGAGUCCGCACUCAAUACAUAUCGAAAGAGUUGUGUUUUGUUUGUUUGGGGAAAAGGAUAGAGAGAUAUAUAACCGAUUAAUGCCCGUAUAUUUCCCGUACAAUUCAAGUGAGAAUGACCAAGCUAAAAGAGCAGUGCAUAAUAUGAGUCUUUUGUAG